Arabidopsis arenosa is the source of this 4052-nucleotide messenger RNA. NCBI's taxonomy places the organism in Eukaryota, Viridiplantae, Streptophyta, Magnoliopsida, Brassicales, Brassicaceae. The record is from the annotation of a GenBank genome assembly.
ACGUAUAAAUAGAGGUUGGUACAUUAAACGGCGAAAAAAACAUUCGACGUAGAAUCCGGCUUCGGAGACUUGAGUCGCCGCCGUACAGUGAGAAUGGGGAGCAAUGAUUUGAACACCUGGGUUUCGGACAAGUUGAUGGUUCUGCUAGGCUUUUCACAAACUGCUGUCGUGCAGUAUCUAAUUGCAAUGGCAAAAAAAUCAAAAUCACCAGAUGAACUUGUCCGUGAGUUGGUGGAAUACGGGUUUUCUUUGUCUGGUGAUACCCGUGCUUUUGCAGAAGAAAUUUAUGCCAGAGCUCCCAGGAAAACCCCUGGUGUCAAUCUCUACCAGCAACAGGAAGCAGAGGCAGCCAUGCUGUUGAAGAAGCAGAAAACGUUUUCCCUUUUAGAGGCUGAUCAUGAUGAAGAUGAAGGCAAUGUGGAGAAACAAUCUGCUUUGGAAACCGGAAAGUCAGAUAAAAGCCGAAAGAGGUUCAGGAAGAAAAUUGAGCAAUUGGAAGACGACGAUGAUGAUGAGGCAAUUUUGAUUGUUAGAGAGGACGAAAGGAAUGUUAGGAGAAAGGUUUCCGAAGGCGAGGAUGAUGGCACUGAGUCUGAAGAGGAAAGAUUACGUGACCAAAGGGAGAGAGAAGAACUAGAGCAGCACCUAAGAGAACGAGAUACUGCACGGACACGAAAGCUAACAGAGCCAAAAAUGUCAAAGAAAGAGCAAGAAGAAUUUGUUCGAAGAGACAGUGCUGUAGAGAAGGGUGAUAUUGUAUCCUUAAGGAAAUUCUCACGGCAAGAAUAUGUGAAGAAAAGGGAACAGAAGAAACUGGAAGAGCUGAAGGAUGAUUUAGAAGAUGAACAAUACCUUUUUGGAGAUGAAAAGCUCACUGAAACAGAAAUUCGUGAAUUUAGAUACAAGAAAGAAAUCUAUGAGCUCAUAAAGAGAAGUGCACAAGAAGAAGAUAAUGUAGGAGAGUAUAGAAUGCCGGAUGCAUAUGAUCAACAGGGAAGUGUUGAUCAGGAGAAGAGAUUCGCUGUUUCUGUACAAAGGUACAGGGACAUGGGUUCCGCGGAGAAAAUGAACCCCUUUGCAGAGCAAGAAGCUUGGGAGGACCAUCAGAUUGAAAACGCAACAUUAAAAUUUGGUGCAAAGAAUAAGGAGGUCUCAGACAAUUACGAGUUUGUAUUUGAAGACCAAAUAGACUUCAUAAAGGCAUCUGUGUUGGCUGGUGAUAAUUAUGAAGAUGAAAUGCAUGUUAAACCAUCUCAAGAUUCUGCUAAGAAAUCGGCUUUUCAUAUGCUUCAGGAGGAUAGAAAAGCUCUGCCAAUUUAUUCAUAUCGUGAUCGACUUCUUAAUGCUGUGAAAGAUCAUCAGGUUCUUAUCAUUGUGGGGGAAACGGGUUCUGGCAAGACUACACAGAUACCCCAAUAUCUUCACGAAGCUGGUUACACAAAGCAUGGAAAGGUUGGUUGUACGCAGCCUCGAAGAGUUGCGGCUAUGAGUGUGGCUGCUCGUGUUGCUCAAGAGAUGGGUGGUAAACUUGGGCAUGAGGUCGGCUAUUCAAUUCGAUUUGAGGAUUGUACGUCUGAGAAAACAAUUCUGAAGUAUAUGACUGAUGGAAUGCUUUUGCGUGAGUUGCUUGGUGAGCCAGAUCUGGGCAGUUACAGUGUUAUCAUCGUGGAUGAAGCGCAUGAAAGAACUUUGCACACUGACAUACUAUUUGGAUUAGUUAAGGAUAUAGCACGGGCUCGGCCUGAUCUGAAGUUAUUGAUAUCCAGUGCAACCAUGGAUGCAGAGAAGUUUUCUGAUUUUUUUGACCAAGCCCCUAUCUUCAGUUUCCCAGGAAGAAGGUAUCCUGUUGACAUUUGCUUUACUACUGCACCUGAAGCUGAUUACAUGGACGCAGCAAUAGCUACUGUGCUUACGAUACAUGUGAAGGAGCCACUUGGGGAUGUUUUGGUCUUCCUCCCAGGUCAAGAGGAAAUUGAGGCCGUAGAAGAGAACUUGAAGCACAAGAUUAGAGGUUUGGGUACAAAGAUCCGCGAACUCAUUAUAUGCCCAAUUUACGCUAACCUUCCAAGUGAGCUCCAAGCAAAAAUAUUUGAACCAACUCCUGAAGGGGCACGAAAAGUGGUGCUAGCGACGAAUAUUGCUGAAACAUCAUUGACCAUCGAUGGUAUAAAGUAUGUCGUUGAUCCAGGCUUUAGCAAGAUGAAAUCCUAUAACCCUAGAACAGGGAUGGAAUCUUUGCUUGUAACGCCUAUCUCUAAGGCUUCAGCGACUCAACGAGCUGGUCGAGCUGGAAGAACCAGUCCAGGGAAGUGUUACCGCUUGUACACAGCGUAUAAUUACUACAAUGACUUGGAGGACAAUACCGUACCAGAAAUACAAAGGACUAAUCUUGCUAGUGUGGUGCUUUCUUUGAAGAGUCUUGGUAUUCAUAAUCUGCUGAACUUUGACUUUAUGGACCCUCCGCCCUCUGAAGCUCUUAUAAAGUCCUUAGAGCUUCUCUUUGCUCUGGGUGCUCUCAAUCAGCUCGGCGAAUUGACUAAAGCUGGUAGACGGAUGGCAGAGUUUCCCCUUGAUCCAAUGUUGUCGAAGAUGAUUGUUGUUUCUGACAAAUACAAAUGCUCCGAUGAGAUCAUAUCAAUUGCUGCUAUGUUGUCCAUCGGGCCUUCUAUCUUUUACCGUCCCAAGGACAAGCAGGUUCAUGCUGACAAUGCAAUGAUGAAUUUUCACGUUGGAAAUGUCGGUGAUCACAUUGCUUUGCUCAAGAUUUACAAUUCCUGGAAGGAAACGAACUACUCAACACAAUGGUGCUACGAGAACUAUAUUCAGGUUCGGAGUAUGAAAAGAGCCAGAGAUAUCCGUGAUCAGUUGGAGGGUCUUCUUGAGAGAGUUGAAAUAGAUGUUAGCUCAAACGCGAACGAGUUGGAUUCAAUAAGAAAAUCCAUAGUAGCUGGUUUCUUUCCACACACUGCCAAACUACAGAAGAAUGGAUCAUAUCGAACAGUGAAGCAUCCCCAAACCGUACACAUACAUCCAGCCUCUGGCUUAUCUCAGGUACUGCCGAGAUGGGUUGUAUAUCAUCAACUAGUCCUUACCUCUAAGGAAUACAUGCGACAGUUAACAGAGUUAAAACCUGAGUGGUUGAUUGAGAUAGCGCCACACUAUUAUCAGCUCAAGGACGUUGAAGAUGCUACAUCCAAGAAAAUGCCCAAAACCAGUGGCCGAGCUGUGCCUUUUCUUCCACAAGAUGAAACCGGUUUUGUUAAAGAAGAAGGUGAAGGGGAGUCGAAGCGAUCGGACGAAGAAGGUGGGAGUGGUGCUCUGCGAUUUCUGCGGCAGAAAGAGUCUAUGGAGAGCGAGCUCAAGAUAUUACGGCUUUUGAAUAGGAGAAUGAGUGGUAAGGAUUUAGAAGGUCUGAGUUUCGCUGAGUUUAAAAAACUGAAAACCCAUCUGGAGGAAUCCACGCUCGUUGUGGAAGAGGAGAUGUCAAAGCGGCAAGUCAUUGUGGAAGAGGAUAUGUCAAAGCGGCCUCACCUGCUCAAAAACAAGAGGGAGGGAGGGGAUGUUGAAGCUAUGAUGACAAGCUCUAGAGAGAAACAGGAUGAUGCACAGUCGCGACUGCAGGUAGCAUACGAGAGGCAAAGAGCUGAAUCCCCGCAGAGCGAGUUGGAGAGAUUAUGGCUGUGGAAGGAGAGAAUGAGUUGUAGAGGGCUGGGCGAUAUGACUUUCUCCGAGCUGUGUCUACUGCAAACUCAAAUGUGGCAGGGAUUGAUUCGAAUGAUGUCUUUUUCUCCCCUCUGAUUAAUCCAUUUUUAGUUUGACUUCAUUUUUUGUUAUUGUCUAGUUUCGGACUCAAGUCUCUGUCUCCUUAGUUUGAUUAUGUCGGAUUUUGUUAUAAUCUUUUCAUUUAUGGGUAGUUUAACUCUGAACCGUGUAAUGUCAAUACACACAAGUCAAAAUUAAUCUGGCUCAUCACAAAGUCAAUGCUCCGUUGACUUAUCUACUCCCUUCUUCUCUUCUUGCUUUCCAUGUCUUAACAAAUUAUGUAAAGUUUU